Nipponia nippon (crested ibis) is the source of this 2777-nucleotide messenger RNA. The record is from RefSeq and is a predicted model, not a curated record. Lineage: Eukaryota; Metazoa; Chordata; Aves; Pelecaniformes; Threskiornithidae.
AUGGCUGACAAAGGUGGGAAGAUCCUUCCAGGACAACUGUACAUUGAAGUGGAGUACGACUAUGAGUAUGAGGCCAAGGACAAGAAAAUUGUGAUUAAGCAAGGGGAGAAAUACAUCUUAGUGAAAAAGACUAAUGAUGAUUGGUGGCAAGUCAAAAGAGAUGAAAAUUCAAAACCCUUUUAUGUGCCAGCACAGUAUGUGAAGGAAAUACCACGAAAAGCGCUGAUGCCACCUGUUAAGCAAGCAAGCAUGCUGCCAAAUAACGCUUUGAAGUUGACACAUGGAUUACAGAGGUCAACUGAAAAUGUGAAUAAGUCACCAGAGCUUUCUAGUUUUGGAAAAUCUUCUCCAGUUCAAGUGUCUUGCUUAGUUCGAGAUGCCAAUCAAAAUCUGGGACCGAACACUAGCCCUGGUCAAACUCUUGGUUUGAGUCUGGACCUUACCCAAAACAAUGGAAAACUUAACAAUGAGUUGCAGUCUCCCAAGGUUUCCAAUCAGUAUAGAACCAUCUCCACGGGUCAUCUUCCAUGUCCAGAGUUCUUGGAAAUAGAGAAGACCAGCUUUUUGCAUGAACAAUCUUUCCCAGAAAAAAUUCACCAAGAUUCAGAGUCUGGAGAUGAACUCAGUAGUAGCUCCACAGAACAAGUGCAGCCAACUACUCCACCAAGCCAAGGGAGGCCUGAUUCACCAGUUUAUGCUAAUUUACAAGAACUGAAAAUAUCUCAGUCUGCACUUCCACCGCUACCUACAAGUGCUCCGGUCCAAAUAAAUGGGGAAUGGGAAACCCAUAAAGAUACGACAGGACGCUGUUAUUACUACAACAGAGGAUCACAGGAGCGAACCUGGAAACCUCCGCGGUGGGCCCGAGAUGCAAGCAUUAAUAAAGGGGAUCCCCAGAGCCAUGCAGAUCAUGAGCAUCUUUCAUCAGAAGAAAACGACCACAGUUCUUGUUACAGCCAGUCAGAUAGUCAGUAUGGUUCUCCUCCAAAGGGUUGGUCAGAAGAGUUGGAUGAACAUGGUCAAACCUUAUAUACCAAUGACUAUACUAAUGAAAAGUGGAUAAAACACGCAGAUGAACAAGGUAGACCAUACUACUACAGCGCUGAUGGUUCCCGAUCAGAAUGGGAGUUACCUAAGUAUAAUGCUUCACCACAGCAGCAGAGAGAUAUAAUAAAGAGUAGGAGUCUGGACAGGAGGCUACAAGAACCAAUAGUUUUAACAAAAUGGAGGCACAGCACAAUUGUGUUGGACACCAACGAUAAGGAAUCAUCAACUGCUUCUAAGGCCAGUUUUCCUGAAAAUGAGUCCUCUCCUUCUUCACCAAAGCAUCAAGCCACAGGUCAAGAGAAGUAUGGGUUAUUGAAUGUGACAAAAAUUACAGAAAAUGGGAAGAAAGUUCGAAAGAAUUGGAUGUCAUCGUGGGCAGUGUUACAAGGUUCAUCACUCCUUUUCACUAAAACCCAAGGAAGUGGAACUGGCUGGUUUGGUGUCAAUCAGUCUAAGCCAGAAUUUACAGUGGAUCUCAAAGGAGCAUUGAUUGACUGGGCCUCAAAGGACAAAUCCAGCAAAAAGAAUGUUAUUGAGCUAAAAACCCGCCAAGGAACUGAGCUCUUAAUUCAAUCUGAUAACGAUGGCUUUAUUAAUGAAUGGUAUAAAGUUCUUAACUACACCAUCAACAAUCAGGUAGUAGAGUCUGAUGAAGCAUUAGAAGAUGAUGUACCAGAUUCCCCUGGGGUGGAAAAACAAGACAAAGAGAAAGAGAAUAAAGACUCUAAGAAACUUCGUUCAGUGAAAGCACCUAGCAAUAUAGAUUCUACAGAUCAGAAAAAGACCAAAACGAAGCUCAAGAAGUUUCUUACACGGCGCCCUACGUUACAAGCUGUCCGUGAAAAAGGCUACAUUAAGGAUCAAGUGUUUGGUUCCAAUCUCACCAGCUUGUGUCAAAGAGAAAACAGCACGGUGCCAAAGUUCGUGAAGCUGUGCAUUGAGCAUGUUGAGGAACAUGGAUUAGAUGUUGACGGCUUAUACCGAGUUAGUGGCAAUCUUGCAGUGAUACAGAAGCUAAGAUUUGCAGUCAAUCAUGAUGAGAAACUAGACUUGAAUGACAGUAAAUGGGAAGAUAUACAUGUCAUCACAGGAGCUCUAAAGAUGUUUUUCAGAGAAUUGCCAGAGCCGCUGUUCACUUAUAAUCACUUCAAUGACUUUGUCAAUGCAAUUAAACAAGAACCAAGGCAGCGUGUCCAUGCUGUUAAAGAUUUAAUCAAACAGUUGCCAAAACCAAAUCAGGACACUAUGCAGGUACUCUUUAGACACCUGAAGAGAGUUGUAGAAAACGGAGAAAAGAACCGAAUGACCUAUCAAAGUGUAGCAAUAGUUUUUGGUCCAACCUUAUUAAAACCAGAGAAAGAGACUGGUAACAUAGCAGUCCACACAGUAUACCAGAAUCAGAUUGUAGAAUUAAUUCUACUGGAAUUGAAUUCCAUCUUUGGACGCUGACAUUUUCCUUGGGGUAGAAACUGGAAGUGAUGGGUUGGCAGCAGUACUCCAUCAGAAGGAAAAUCUCUCGCUGUACGUGAUGUAUUACGUUUGUGGACCAAGCAGCAACUUGUUUUUUGCACUUUUGGGGAGGGGAGAAACAGGAGAAAUGUUUGACCACUUUAAUGCAAAUUAAAGACAACACUUGGAUUUCUUUGAAAAGUUCAAUGUAAAAAGUGAAUUGAAAAGUUUAUAGUUUGCCUUUUUUAAGUAGCAUUGGAAAAAUGUAAUAUAGGUUCAUA